This is a messenger RNA of Strongylus vulgaris, 1152 nucleotides long. NCBI's taxonomy places the organism in Eukaryota, Metazoa, Nematoda, Chromadorea, Rhabditida, Strongylidae. The record is from the annotation of a GenBank genome assembly.
AUGGUAGCAUUUCUGAGAGGGCCUACUCUUAGUUGGGCAUUAGGAGAGCUAAACAUCAUCACAGCUUGGGAGACCCUGCUGAAGGAUACACCUCCGCUGUACUUCGCAAUCUCGGAAGAACCAAACUUACACGUUGCGGAUGACACAAACUUUGGGCGAAAAACUUUUCUGGAAGCUGACGUGAAAACGACCUGGCAUGUGCUUUUGCGCGUCAUUGAAGGAAGGGAUCUAAAGACCGGGUCACUAAGGGUCCGGGCGUACUUGGAGGGAAUGCAGAAAUGUACUCGCGUGUGCUCACAAGGAGCUCCUAGAUGGAAGCAAAACCUAGUAUUCAUGCUCAAAGAUACCACUUUACAAAAACUUGCUUCUCAGACUUUGGCAAUUAAAGUAACGCGUGCAAAACGAUUUUCUGAGAAAGUCAAAGGAGAAUUUUUCUGCCUUGUGGGUGCCAUCAUUCACUCUCCCGGUCAAGCUGUUAUCUCAAAGUGGAUCGCCAUGAGAGCUCCAUUUGAUGAAGACGACGAUGAAGCAGUGCAUGAAAACUGCGGAUUUUUAAAGGUAUCAUUGUGCGUGUUUGGUAUGGAUACAUGCCCUCCAAGGAUGAACGAUGAUAUUGUUUGCGAUGAAAUAUGGAAUGGCGCCCAAUUGGAGGAGGCAUCUCUGCGAGUGAGACUUUUCCGCCUACAUCAAAUUGCCGAAGAGAUUCACCGUCAGAUAGAUUCAAACAAAGGAAAGCCUAUAAAGUUUUCCAUUAAGGUAACGCGUGCAAAAAGAUUUUCUGAGAAAGUCAAAGGAGAAUUUUUCUGCCUUGUGGGUGCCAUCAUUCACUCUCCCGGUCAAGCUGUUAUCUCAAAGUGGAUCGCCAUGAGAGCUCCAUUUGAUGAAGACGACGACGAAGCAGUGCAUGAAAACUGCGGAUUUUUAAAGGUUUCAUUGUGCGUAUUUGGUAUGGACACAUGCCCUCCAAGGAUGAACGAUGAUAUUGUUUGCGAUGAAAUAUGGAAUGGCGCCCAAUUAGAGGAGGCGUCUCUGCGAGUGAGACUUUUCCGCCUACAUCAAAUUGCCGAAGAGAUUCACCGUCAGAUCGAUUCAAACAAAGGAAAGCCUAUAAAGUUUUCCAUUAAGGUAGCCGCUCUUCAAAACUUCCAUUGA